AUGGCGGAAGAGACUGAGUGUGACACACCCGGCCUCGACACGCUUGGGUCGGAGUGUGUCAUAGCCCACAGCCAUGUCGACCUGCACUACGGAGCCGAGACUGAAAUCAUGACCGAGGAAAAGCGCGGUCUGGAAUUGGAGAUUCACGGCACCGAGCUCAAGAUCCAGGGACUGGGGACGGACCUUGGCGCCGUGGCGUGCGUGGACGCCAUUGUGGAGACGGAUCACGAUUACAUCAAGGUGGAGCACGACGACAUGCACUGCUUCGCCGGCGCCGAGAUCAAAACGACGGGCGAGGCGCUGCUUGGGGAAGUGCUCCUCAAGAACGAGCACGAGAUCAAAGUGGAGUCGGAUCACGGCGGCGAGCUGACGGUGGAGUCUGAGAACGGCGUCAUCAUCCACGAGGCGCACGGCCUGCAGUGCAACGAGUGCGGGGAGAUCUUUGGCAGCAUCUCCGACCUCCAUCAGCACUUUGAGAUCCACAAGGACCUCAACCCAUACAUUUGCGUGCACUGCGGCGAGAGUUUUGCGGUGGAGGCUAGUCUCAAGCAGCACAUGAAGAUUCACAUGAAAGAGAAGCCCUACGUCCCCCCGGGCGUGGAGAUCAUAGGCAAGGAUGUCAUCGACGCCUUCAGCCUCAAGUCUCAUCAGAUGAUUCACUUGCCCGACAAGCCGCACCGCUGCAACGAGUGCGGCAAGAGCUUCGCCGCCGCCAUCACUCUGCGGGAGCACAUGAAAAUGCAUUCGGAAGACAAGCCCUACAAGUGCAACCAGUGUAGGAAGAGCUUUGUCCGCAGGAGGCACCUGAAGAAGCACCAGGAGGUCCACGCCCGCGAGAAGCCGUACACGUGCGGCCAAUGCGGCAAAGGCUUCGCCACCACCUCCAACCUGAAGCAGCAUCAGAAGACCCACGCUGCCCACGCGGUGCACGCGGCCCACGCUGCCGUGGUGCUGGCUGACAAGCCCCACCGCUGCUCGCAGUGCGGCAAGUGCUUCGCCGCUGCCGCCACCUUGCGGGAACACCAGAGGGUCCAUUCGGGCGAGAAGCCGUACAAGUGCAACAUGUGCCGCAAGAGCUUCGUGCGCAAGCGCCACCUGAAGAAGCACCAGCAGGUCCACGCCGGCGGCAAGCCCUACACCUGUCGGCACUGCAACAAGGGCUUCAACCACUCGUCGUCCCUCUCGCGCCACCACAAGACCCACCUGCAGGGGCCCGUCUUCUCCCCGCCGCAGCCCGGCAAGCCCAUGACCUUCGGCACCCCUCCCAAGCAGAGGGUGCACCUGCAAGGGGAGAAGCCCUAUAUGUGCCACCAUUGCGACAAAGGCUUCAACCAUUCCUCCUCACUGUCGCGCCACCAGAGAGUCCACUCCGAGGGCAAAGGCUACACUUGCGGCCACUGCGGCAAGAUCUUCAACCACUCUUCCUCCCUGGCGCGCCACCAGAGGGUCCACCUGGAGAACAAGCAGCAACCGGCGCCGCAGUCGCCCCCACUGCCUCUGCCCACUCCCGAGCAGUACAGCGCCAUCCCUUCGCCCAAGGUUUUCCCCAACAACGCCUUCCCCAAACAACAUCUCCUCUCUGUCGAGAAGCCCUACCGCUGUACCCAGUGCGGGAAAGGCUUCAAUCAUUCGUCCUCCCUCUCCAGACACCACCGGAUCCAUUUAGAGUAG
Molecule: messenger RNA, 1671 nt
Organism: Nerophis lumbriciformis (worm pipefish)
Lineage: Eukaryota; Metazoa; Chordata; Actinopteri; Syngnathiformes; Syngnathidae
Source: RefSeq, a predicted model, not a curated record